AUGAUCCUCAGAUUCAGAACCCCAGAUGGGAUGUCCCGCAUUGAAUGCGAGGAAUCUCAAAGUCUGGAGUCUGUCUUAAGCCUACUAGCUCCAAAAUUGAGCCCAAUCGCGGAUCUGAAGACUUUGAAAGUUGGCCCCGGACCACAGCAGAUGACGCUUGCGCGCGAGAACUGCGAUCUCAGCAUUGCUCAGCUUGGAUACAGACAUGGCGAGCUUCUAAAUGUCAGCUAUGAUAAAGACGAAAGUGCCAAUCAGCGUCUGACUGCAGAAACAGCACAAAAUUCAGUGAAAAGCUCAUCCCAAGCCAGCGUCAAGAUUAGUUCGUCCAAAGAAGCCGGUCCACUCAAAAUCAAAGAAUUACCUGUUGAUGAAGAGCUCGAAAAAAUGGAUGGGUUGAUACCGCGCAAGCGAUCGUCUCUUUGCAAACACGGUGAUAAAGGGAUGUGCGAGUACUGCAGCCCGUUACCUCCAUGGGAUCGAGGGAACCAAAGCGAGCAUAACAUAAAGCAUAUUUCAUUCCAUGCCCAUCUGAGACAGCUCAAUGAGCAGACCAACAAAAAAGGUAGUGGAGGCUCAUACAUACCGCCUCUUUCGCAACCCGAUUUCCGCAUCAACAAGAAUUGCUCAGGCGGGCACGAGUCCUGGCCUCGAAGCAUCUGUUCCAAGUGCCAGCCGUCAGCUAUAACUUUGAAGCAGCAGGAUUUUAGAAUGGUUGACCACGUCGAAUUUCAGACAAGUGAGCUAAUCAACGAGUUUAUAGACAGUUGGAGAAGCACAGGAACUCAACGAUUUGGUUUUAUUUACGGUCAUUAUGCACCCUACAGCGCAACUCCUCUUGGGAUAAUAGCCAAAGCGGAAGCCAUAUACGAGCCUCCUCAGCACGAUGAAGCAGAUGGGUUGACCAUGGACCCGGAGCUUGUUGAACUCGAAAUGGUCAAGAUUGAUGCAAUUGCUCAAGACAUGGGACUUUCACGUAUUGGGAUGAUCUUCACAGACUUGACAGACACGGGGAAAGGAAAUGGUUCUGUCUUUUGCAAGCGGCAUAAGGACUCGUUCUUUUUGUCGUCUUUAGAAGUCACAAUGGCUGCAAGACAACAGCUAAAAACGCCCAAUGCAUGCAAGUACAGCGAACAAGGGUUCUACUCGUCGAAAUUUGUCACUUGCGUCAUUUCCGGCAACAUUGAGGAGGAGGUUGACAUAUCCACAUAUCAGGUUUCGACGGACGCAGAGGCCCUGGUUCAGGCUGACAUGAUCACAGGCUCGACGCAUCCCUCGAUGGCGUACAUUAACGACACCAAUGAGGACCGCUACGUGCCGGAACUUUUUUACAUGCGAAGAAAUGAGUAUGGCCUUUUAGUGAAGGAAAACGCGAAACCGGCAUUCCCAGUGGACUACUUGCUGGUGACUGUGACGCACGGGUUCCCUACGGCUGAAGCGCCAUCCAAACCCUUGUUUUCAACUGUCACAGGGUUUCCGUGGGCCAAUCGGCAGGUUCUUGGCCACUCUCAGGAUUAUUCACAGCUGAAGCAAUACUUGUACGAGGCUUCCAUAUCGGGCGAUUUCCAGUUGCUGCAGGAAAAGUUGUCGAACUUCCAUUUCCUGUUAUAUGUGCAUUCGUUACAGAUCCUAGGCCCACAGGAGUGGCAGUUGCUGUGUAAAGCGGCAACCGGAGAUUCUACGGCGGUUUUCCAGUUGGUCGAUUCACCAGAAUGGCAGACUUUAAUUAUGAUUUUACAAGAGUCUGUGUAG
This is a messenger RNA of Lachancea sp. 'fantastica', 1749 nucleotides long. The record is from the annotation of a GenBank genome assembly. Lineage: Eukaryota; Fungi; Ascomycota; Saccharomycetes; Saccharomycetales; Saccharomycetaceae.